Messenger RNA from Ciona intestinalis (vase tunicate), 2325 nucleotides. Lineage: Eukaryota; Metazoa; Chordata; Ascidiacea; Phlebobranchia; Cionidae. The record is from RefSeq and is a predicted model, not a curated record.
ACUUGCCAAAAGAAAAUCGUGGAAGUAGGGUUGCAAUAAGGAGGUAGGGUUGUCAGCCACUUGAAGAUAUGGAAGGUAGUUCGCAAACUAUGGCUGAUAUUAUACUUCGCUUGUCGGAAAGUACGUACUUGUUAAUUCAACCUGAAAUGAAGGACAAGAGCCCUGUUCAAACAGGUGGAAUCGUCACUAUUACCGCAGACGCAUUCAGGAGAGCUUACCAGUCUGUUUGUUUGGCGCCUAAACAGCAAAUUGAGAAGCCAAAGCCAAGAACGAUGUCGACUUCAGUACAAACUGCAAGUGUUGUUACUGCAGAUACUACAACCCAAACUAGGCGAGUUCAGCAAAAAAUUGAGAGGCUGAAGGCCAAAGCCAACAAUGAUGACUAGUGCAGUACAAACGACCGGUGCGGUUACUACGACGAGAACAACCCAGACUGGAAAAGCUCAAUCAACUUCUUUCGCAAUUCAAACCUCAGGAGUUUCUUCUGCAACCGUUGAAACUCAAACCAGACCAGCAUGUUCGUUGUCCCUAGCAACGCAAACUAAAAUCGAUCAGACAACAGCAGCAACACAAACAACUGGGAGUUUGAAAACUACAAAUGGCAAUGAAAGUUCUACAGAGAAUGGUGAACCUGCUUUGUUUAUUACGACAUCUGAGGUAGGUCCUGAAGAUUUAAACGAAGAAACGACAUCACCGCAAAAGAAAGUGAGAUCAAAAUCGAGUGAAGGUUCAGACACCAAUACAAAGUCUAAACGCAGGUUCAGCGGCGCGGAGGCGGAAAAGUCAGCAAAACGUGCAGCCGGAAGAUCUGUUAGCUCUGCAGAGACAAGUCGACCCCCUACUGAAAGUGACCUUGGUCUUGUACUUGAUGGCCUACAGAGCAGAGUUCGUAACCUUUCUAUGUCAGUGUACCUUGGCUUUGAUGUGAAACCUACAAGUGCUCUGACAUACAUUCGAGGACACUUGGCCCUACUCAAGGAUUGCAUUGGCUCAUGCAAAGGGUCUUAUCGUGUAAUAAAGGAACUUCUCACUCGCUAUACAGGUCAUCUGAUAAAACUUGUAACCAAGUUGCGAGCACAAAGUGUGGAACGUGUCAUUGAAUUUGAUAGAAGGGUGCUUUCUUAUGUAAGGAAGCAAGGUAAGUGGAUGUUCCAUCGUGCAAGUAUUCAGGUGGAAGACGAUUUAACAAAAGAACUCAAAGAAAACAGAAACAGUACGGAACAGCAGAAAAGUGACGGAUCUUGUACGAAACAACCAAGUGAUGACAAAUCAAGUUCGGAUGAACUUGUUUCUCCUAAAGUGCCUUCACCAGCAGAUAAACGUGUUAUGAAUGCGUACCUGAAGGGUUUGAAAAAAUCGACUCCCUACGGUAAAACGGAAGAUCCUCGAACGGUUACCUCAACAAGCAAUCGGGUAAAUACUAGAAGAAUGUCAAGGGAGCAGAUUAAGAUACUGGGAAAUGAAGACAGUGGUCAAAAUGAAGCGUUACGCUCUCCUGAAGUAAUGGAGAACGACUGUUCACAACUUAUCAAUGAUGGUUUGCUUAAAACGCCAGGUGCUGGACCCGUAAAUGACUAUCCAUCCCCGCCUAAAAGAAGACGGACUCCUAGUCCACAAACCAGGGGCCACCGAAAGCGAUUCUCUCAAGAAAAGCAUUUUCCACCAAAUGGUUGGAUGAACCAACAAGCCCAUAUGAUAGGCAAUCAGAGACCUUACAGAUACAACAGUUUUUAUCGUAAAAAUGGACAAUUUCAAAACCAUCCAGUGAACCCUAAUGCGCAUUACCGUCCUCGCAUGUACAAUAACAACAUUUACAACAAUAACAAUAACAGCAACAACAAUAGCAAUAAUAAUAACAACAGCAAAAACUGUUAAUACAGUUCCAUACCAAGAAGCAUAUUUGUCCCAGUCCUUCAGAUUUUUUUCCACGUCUAAGUUCCAGUUCCAAACAAACCUAGUCUCUUCUAGAACGUGGUUUGUUUGCAAUGCGUCGUUGUGGAUUUCGAUUUGGGUGUUGAAAGACGCAAACGAGUAUUGUACCGUCCGAAGAAAAUGGUUUCGAGAUUUGGUAAUAAAUUUUGCGCGAAGAAAAAAAACACGUGUGCCUUUAUCAUCAAAGCGAAUUUUUUAAGACCCAAUACCUAAAUUACCACGUACUCUAACACGCGUUUGACACGCUUUGAAAUGCUUUUGACACGCUUGAUAUUUGUACACUAUCUUCGCAAAACACCUCUUUCACGCUUAACUCUAGUGUUUUCUCUCGAAACUUGUUUUUUUCCUUAUUAACCUAUUCGUUUUGUGACAUAAACUUUCUAUGACAAAAAA